GUGUCAAACACUGCGUCUCGUGUCGAUGCGGUGCGUGUGACUGCGCAGAGAGCUUAUAAACGCUUCAGAUGGUCCUCCUGUCACAUGAGAAGAGUCGCUCACAAUAGACAAUCGCUCUCAAAUCAAUCCUGCUCCUCGACACAAUGGUCCGAGAACGGGUGUUCCUGCUAACCGUGACCUGCUCCGUCUUGAUGUUGCUAGCGCGCUGCGAUGACUUUCUAGAGAUCCGCUCGCCAGGAGAUAACAUGAAGGCCCAAGAGGAGAAAGAACUGAUUGAGGCUCUUCAGGAAGUUCUUGAGAAACUGAGGAACAAACAGAUUCCCACUGUGGAGAAGAAGUUCGGGUGGGUUCCGUCGUGUGAUGCAGGCGAGCAGUGCGCGGUGCGGAAGGGCUCUCGCUUCGGGAAGCUGUGCAGUUGUCCAGGAGGAACCAGCUGCAGUUUCUCCAUCCUCAAGUGCUUGUGAAACAUCUCUCAUCCUGUCAUAACCAGCCGCUUAUUGUGCACAUGCUGUUGGAUGUUUCCAGUCACAGUUGUAACAUGUUUUAUCAAACUGACGCAUAAAAUAAAUGCAUGCAUUUUUGUAUAAAUCUCUA
Molecule: messenger RNA, 594 nt
Organism: Rhinichthys klamathensis goyatoka
Lineage: Eukaryota; Metazoa; Chordata; Actinopteri; Cypriniformes; Leuciscidae
Gene: cart1
Product: cocaine- and amphetamine-regulated transcript 1
Exons: 3
Coding region: 144-464 (106 amino acids)
Biological process (GO): G protein-coupled receptor signaling pathway; negative regulation of appetite; adult feeding behavior
Molecular function (GO): neuropeptide hormone activity
Source: RefSeq, a predicted model, not a curated record